AUCAUCCUGUGGGGUCGAACUGAGAAAUGCCUGAAGGAGACCACAGAGGAAAUCAGGAUGAUGGGGACAGAAUGCCAUUAUUUCAUUUGCGAUGUAGGAAAUCGAGAGGAGGUCUAUCGGCAAGCCAAAGCUGUGCGGGAAAAGGUGGGUGAUAUCACUAUCCUGGUGAACAAUGCUGCUGUGGUCCAUGGUAAGAGCCUGAUGGACAGCGAUGAUGAUGCACUGCUCAAAUCACAACAUAUAAACACCCUGGGACAGUUUUGGACCACCAUAUUCCUGCCAAGGAUGCUGGAAUUGCAGAAUGGACACAUUGUUUGCCUGAACUCUGUCCUGGCCUUGUCAGCCAUCCCUGGUGCCAUUGACUACUGCACUUCGAAAGCCUCGUCCUUUGCCUUUAUGGAGAGCCUGACCUUGGGGCUGCUAGACUGUCCUGGAGUGAAUGCCACAACAGUCCUGCCCUUCCACACGAGCACAGAGAUGUUUCAGGGCAUGAGAAUCAGGUUCCCUAAUCUUUUUCCUCCUCUCAAGCCAGAGACAGUGGCUAGGAGGACAGUAGAAGCUGUUCAGAUGAAUCAAGCCUUCCUGCUCCUUCCAUGGACAAUGCAUGUUCUUGUCAUCCUAAAAAGCAUUCUCCCUCAGGCAGCACUUGAAGAAAUCCACAAGUUUUCGGGGAGCUAUACCUGCAUGAACACUUUUAAAGGACGAACAUAGACUUGGUGGUGCAAGGACUGUUCUUCAGUGAACCCAACACAAGCUUGAAAAUCCUGACAAGACUGUGAAUCAGCAGUCUUGGCUUUUAGCCUGUUCACGUGACUUGCGCUGCUCUGAGGCAACACAUUUCUUGCAGGUCAUAUCCAUAGUAACAUGACCUUUGCACAGGAUUGAAUGACUAGACUAUGGACCCUUGGAAAGAAAAACAAAAAGUGUGAAAUGUUUAUAUGAUGUUUAAUUCUUUAGAGUUCAAUUGUUAAAUUUACUCAUAGUUUUAAGAUGUAAUUUUUGUUUCUAAAGUGUCUGUAGGCUGUCUCAGCUGAGCGGCAGCACAUCACACCCCAUACUUUAUCCCCUCCCUUCAGAGGAACUGCAGCUACAAACUGCCACUGGUUUCAUUUCAGCUGUUUGAAUGAGGAACUUAAAAAAUACUUUGAAGAACUAAAAGUUAUGGACAUUUAAUGAAAGUUUUUUUCCCUUCCUUCACUUUACAUCCGUUGAUGAGGCUGUUCC
Messenger RNA from Phaethon lepturus (White-tailed tropicbird), 1224 nucleotides. RefSeq names its product dehydrogenase/reductase (SDR family) member 3 (gene DHRS3). The record is from RefSeq and is a predicted model, not a curated record. The transcript is spliced from 5 exons. The annotation marks the transcript as partial. Gene Ontology annotation, molecular function: oxidoreductase activity, acting on the CH-OH group of donors, NAD or NADP as acceptor. Gene Ontology annotation, cellular component: lipid droplet. NCBI's taxonomy places the organism in Eukaryota, Metazoa, Chordata, Aves, Phaethontiformes, Phaethontidae.